Messenger RNA from Quercus robur (English oak), 971 nucleotides. RefSeq lists its product as uncharacterized. Bases 360 to 968 code for a protein of 202 amino acids. NCBI's taxonomy places the organism in Eukaryota, Viridiplantae, Streptophyta, Magnoliopsida, Fagales, Fagaceae. The transcript has a single exon. The record is from RefSeq and is a predicted model, not a curated record.
GGCGCGUUGAUGCCUAUUUCCUAUUACCAUAGGUUGCCACCCUCUCUCAAAUUUGUCGUGAUUGUGAUUAUCAAACGGUCCAUGUGCCAUGCAUCCUAGUAUAGAAAAGGUGGGGCCACAACACCCAAAAAACCCCCGUGAAGGUCUUUUAGAUUACAAAGAAAGGGAUACUUGUGUCGGCUGGUAAUGGCCUCACAAGAAACCCUCAAGAAAUACCCUUCUCACAGUUACCUCAUAAUUUAUGUUCUCACAACAAUCUUCUAAUAUUCCGCGUAAUAUCAGUCUUUGAGUCUUUCUUUUAAUCCAUCCACCAUCGAUCUUUCUUUGGAGAAAGUAUAACAAGCUUUGUUCAAUUAUCAAUGGGGAAUUGUGUGUUUAAAGGGUUUGGUGGAAUGGAAGAGAUGGUGAAGGUAAUAACCUCAAGUGGUGGCAUCAUGGAACUCUACGCACCCAUCACCGUAGAGUGCAUAACAAACGAGUUCCCAGGCCACGCCAUAUUCCGAAGCCGAGACCUCUUUGCACAGCCACUUCUCCACAACGAAGAACUCCAUGUGGGACAACUAUACUAUCUCCUCCCUCUCAACCCGUACAAACACAACAACACCAACGCCAAGCAAUCUGACACAGCCACCAACAACAACAACAACAUGUCUUCUUCUUCGUCUAUCAAUGUAACCACGCCGUACCGCAUGUCUUCAUGUGAUAACCAAGGGAUCAUGAAGCGGUUCUCGGACCCAGAAGUUGUACCGAGGUAUAAUAGCAGUGGGGUGUGGAAGGUGAAGCUGGUGAUUAGCCCUGAGCAGUUGUCUGAGAUUUUGUCACAGGAGUCUCGCACUGAGGCGUUGAUUGAGAGCGUAAGGACGGUGGCGAAGUGCGGAAAUGGGGUCCCGUCGGCGGCUAACUCCGACCAGUGGAGCGUGUCCAGUAGUUGGAAGGGAUCGUCGGAGAAGUAUGGUUUAGAUACUUAGUGC